AGGGUCUCUGGGGAGGUUUUGGAAAAUGGAAGGAAAAAAAAAGUUCCAUUGAACAUUUUUCCUCCUUCUCUCCUUCCCUUCCCUCCCUUUGACAAACCAGACAACACAAAGAUCAAACCUUUUUUCUUUUCUUUUCUUUUUUUGUUCUUUUCCUUCCCUUUCUUUCUGCGUAAUUGUAGUAUUAUGAAGGAAAUGAUGAUACCAAUAAUGUUCCACAAAGAACCGCCUGUCUGAGUGUCUGUCUUCUCUCAUUAAAACAACGUCAUUUCCUUUUCUCUCUUUGGUUUUGACAUUCCCUUGCUCUCCCCGUUUUCGUUUUCGCUGCCAUGAUGAUCGGUGAUGUUAGAAUGUGUUGUUUACCUAGUGAAAACGAUAGCAUUCUGAAUAGGGAGAAUCAUCACUUGUGUUUGGGUUCGGGGCAAAUACCAGUGGUGGUAUCGACGUCGGAUCCUGCACCGAUUACAGAGGAGAACUGGGAGAGAGCAGAGGCAGUUAUAAGGGAUAUAUUAUGUAGAAUUCAUCCGACUGUUGAUGCGGAUUGUAAGAGAAGGAAGGUUGUGGAGUAUAUGCAGGGUCUUCUUAAAUCUUCCCUUGGAGUUGAGGUUUUUCCAUAUGGGUCAGUUCCAUUAAAGACAUACCUCCCAGAUGGAGAUAUUGAUUUGACUGCCAUUAGCAGUCUAGCUGCUGAGGGGGCAUUAUUCUCUGAUUUUCACGCUGUUUUGAAACGAGAAGAGCAGAGUAAGGAUAUUCCAUAUGAAGUGAAGGAUAUCUAUUGCAUUGAUGCUGAGGUUAAGCUUAUAAAAUGCAUUGUACAAAACAUGGUGGUAGAUAUAUCUUUCAAUCAAUUAGGAGGACUUUCUACCCUCUGUUUUCUUGAACAGAUUGAUCAGAUUGUUGGUAAAAAUCAUCUCUUCAAGCGCAGCAUCAUUCUCAUAAAAGCUUGGUGCUAUUAUGAGAGCCGUAUUCUUGGUGCCCAUCAUAGUUUAAUUUCCACAUAUGCUUUGGAAACACUUGUUUUAUACAUCUUCCAUGUAUUUCACUCUUCCCUAAAAGGGCCUUUGGCAGUUCUAUAUAAAUUUCUGGAAUACUUCAGCAAGUUUGAUUGGGAAAAUUAUUGCAUUAGCUUAAGUGGACCAGUUUGCAAAUCUUCUUUGCCUAACAUUGUUGCUGAGCCACCUGAAAGUGGGAGGGACAAAUUGUUGCUUAGUGAUGAAUUUCUUAGAAAAUGUGUGGAUAUGUUCUCAGUGCCAUCAAGGAAUCCUGAAAUGAAUUUGAGGCCUUUUCCUCAGAAGCAUUUGAACAUAGUUGAUCCUCUGAAAGAAAAUAACAACCUUGGGCGCAGUGUCAACAGAGGUAAUUUUUACCGAAUACAGAGUGCUUUCAAAUAUGGAGCAAGGAAGCUUGGCAUGAUUCUUUCAUUAUCGAAUGAGAAAAUGAUCAAUGAGCUCAACAAGUUCUUUGCAAGUACUUUGGAUAGGCAUGGAAGCAAUGAUUGGACUCAUGUGCAAAAUUCCUGCUUAGUAUCUAGUGCUACAAAUUCUGAUAAUUUAUCAUCAUCAUCACUCUCUGAUACAAGCUCUGAGGAUAAAUUACUUUUGAGAUCUACUGUUGGCUGCAGUAAUGAUCAACCUAGUGGGAGAUCUCAUAAUGCUUCUCAGUUGAAUUUUUCACGCCCAUGUGGAGAAAAUACAAAAUUUGAAAGUGAAAUCUCCGAUGAGAAAGCACAGCCAAAUUUUGUCACUAAUGGUGAAAUUAGCUGCAUUUUAAGGUCAGAAUCAAAAGAGAAUCAUUUUGUGAUUAACAAUUCAGCUUGUUCAUGUAUGAAGCAUGAUGUUGAAUCUCCUUCUAGCUCACUACUUCCUACUCUUGCCCAUAACAACUCUGAGAACCUAACCUCUACUCUUGGGGAAAUAGCCUUUGUUAGCAUUUCUGAGAACUCUCAAUCUUUCAAAUCAUUGUUAAACCUUAGUGGAGAUUAUAAGAGCCACUUAAGGGGCGUAUUAUUUGGUCUGUACUGUCAUUCUUAUGAUGUCUGUGCUCCAAUACUACUAUCUCCUCCUAUGCUACCUCAAUCUGAAAAUAAAAAACUAUGGAGAACUGUCUCCCAGUCCUUACAGUUGAAGGAGAAUGCUUAUUCUACAAAGAGAAAAGGUGUUCUGGGACAACAACGGUUCCCUUUGAAACCUUCAACAUCAUGUAGCUCUGCUUUCAAUUUUGAAGAAAAGCAACAACAUCGAGGAACUGGAACUUAUAUUCCCAACAUGGGUUAUCAUUCAAAUAGAACAGAGAAGAACCGGACCACACGAAUAAAUGGUAAGUUUUGUGGACACACUGAUGAUAAUGGUCUGGCUGCAACUUCACAAGAGACAGAGUCUUCUAAAUAUGGUCAUGUGCUAUCAGAGGCAGAGUACCCAUAUCUGGGGAAUGGAAAGCCUAUGCCAAUAGAAGUUCGGCUAUCUCAGCCAUCUGUUUGGGGUUCUUCCAAUGCCAGUGGCUUUUCUCAACCAUCAAAGGAAAGUGAUUCUGAUUGUCAGGGCAUUCACCAACAAGAAGGGUCGUUGCUAGAAAAUAACUCUCCACAGUAUUCGGACACUUCGUGCACUUGUGAUUCUACUUCAAGUCUUGUGGUAUUAGUAGCAGAUGCGACUGAAUCAGUUUUAGAGAACGACCAGGAAAGGGUUGCACUGCAGUCAUAUCAUUUGAAAGAUGAAGUUGAUUUUCCUCCUCUGUCCUACAGAAAAGCGCUCAAAACAUGUUAGUAUUAUAGAAUAUGGUAAGCAGAACUUUUAGAUACUAACAACUAUGCAGGUUUAGAAGGACUUGCCUUUUGUUUUCUUCUCAUUUUGCUCGGAGCUUGAUGUGGUCCUGACAUAGAGAAGCACAUUUGUAAAUUCCUCUGGUCCAUCUUCCUCCUUUACAGUAGGAUAUGAGUGCAAGUUUGACAGCAAUCCUAAGCCUCUGGGGACUUUUUAAUUGAGACAAUUUAAUUUCUUUUUUUGAACACCAUUGUCCCUGUGGGGACAUAGCUUUAUUUCUUAAAUUGAAUAGUAGAAAUUCCAGAUAAA
Molecule: messenger RNA, 3065 nt
Organism: Jatropha curcas
Lineage: Eukaryota; Viridiplantae; Streptophyta; Magnoliopsida; Malpighiales; Euphorbiaceae
Source: RefSeq, a predicted model, not a curated record